Topomyia yanbarensis is the source of this 1366-nucleotide messenger RNA. Its product is annotated as elongation of very long chain fatty acids protein AAEL008004-like. Bases 234 to 1046 code for a protein of 270 amino acids. The record is from RefSeq and is a predicted model, not a curated record. NCBI's taxonomy places the organism in Eukaryota, Metazoa, Arthropoda, Insecta, Diptera, Culicidae. The transcript has 5 exons. Gene Ontology annotation, cellular component: endoplasmic reticulum membrane. Gene Ontology annotation, molecular function: fatty acid elongase activity. Gene Ontology annotation, biological process: fatty acid elongation, monounsaturated fatty acid; fatty acid elongation, polyunsaturated fatty acid; sphingolipid biosynthetic process.
GCGCACCUCCAAAGUCGCGUCGAUUGUUUUGCUUGCUCAAUGUUAAAUAUUAAUGAGCGUUCGUUCGGUCGAAGAACUUUCGAUUAGUGACACCAGAAAAGUGUUUGGAUAACUAAAAUAGUUUUACACAAUGUUUAUUUCGAACAGUUAACUAGUUUCGCUUGCGAGUUAGAUCUAAGUCUUAAAGUGUUGCAAACGAGUUAAAAACUAGGAUAGUGAAAAAGUCUAUCAUUAUGGCUCUAGUAUUACGAUCGAUAUUUAACAUUUACACAUUCUAUUUCGAGGAGUAUAAUGAUCCUAGAGUGGAACAAUUUCCUCUACUGGGCUCUCCCUGGCCGGUAAUACUGUUGAUAAUCCUGUACAUCAAGUUUGUCAGCGAAUGGGGUCCAAAGCUGAUGGAACAUCGCAAACCAUUCGGUCUGAAAGGACUAAUGAACGUUUACAACGUAUCGCAAGUCCUGCUAAAUUUGUACAUCGGUCUGACGGGAUUUUAUAAUUCGUACUUUACUGAUGAUGAUUACAGUUGGGUUUGCGAACCAAUCAACCAGAAGGUUACCCCGGCCAGACGGAAGCUCAUUUUCGUGACAUAUUUAUAUUUCUUGUCGAAAAUCGUGGACUUGCUUGAUACUGUAUUCUUCGUGCUGAGAAAAAAGAACAAUCAAAUAACCUUUUUGCAUAUAUAUCACCAUGCGGGAAUGGUAGCAGCUACGUAUGUUUUUAACAAAUUUCUUUCAGGUAGCCACGCUACACUACUGGGGCUAAUCAACAGUUUUGUGCACGUUAUCAUGUACUUCUAUUACUUCCUGACCUCGUUCCGGCCGGAACUGAAAAAUUCCUUAUGGUGGAAGAAGUACAUAACACAGGUUCAAAUGUUCCAGUUUCUGAUCCUCAUGAUACACUUUGGAGCUCCGCUGCUGCUCGGUUACUGUAACUAUCCGACCUUCGUACUGUUUAUCGGUUUCUCGCAAAACAUAUUCAUGUUUACACUGUUCGCUGACUUCUACGUGAAAGCCUACCUCAAAGCGAGAAAGCGCGUCGCGGCGUAGAAUCGGAAAGAAGUGACCCACCUUUACGUAGUACGCCUCAUUCACUAGUACAAGUAGUCGAUUAAUUUUUCAUGAGAUGAUGUUUAAAUUUUAAGUAAGGGCGAUUGCUUGUGCUCCGAAGAAAUAGAUUAAAUUAUAGAUAAAUUACCAUUCGAAGUAAAGAGCGUUGUCAUUGUUGCUUUGGCAGCAUGUGUUGCGUUCCGAUUCAAUGUUUGGGUAUGAAAGCCGAGAAGGUGUGUAAUUUAUACCGUUCCUUUCUAAUAGCGAUACUACGAUACUUAGACUCUUAGCAGCUAGAAAGGGGAGGAUCCAUAAAAAAA